AUGAAGUCUUCCACAACCUUUCAGUAUCUGCUUUGCGCUACACUGGCUACCAGCCUUUUAUCGAAAGCCUUUACGCUUGUACCAUCGCGGGGAAUUACCAUUCCCAAUUCACCCACUAUCGGCACCUCUUCAUUGUCAGCCAAAAAGUCAAGGAGAAAACGGAAGGCACCCAAGCCUUCAGAAGAUCUCCCUGAUUUCGAACUGGACGAAGACGAUGGUGCCUUACCAGAAUUUGAUUUGGGAGACGAGGAUCAACCCGUCAAGCCUGCCGCCAAGAAGCCAACUGAAACCACCGAGCUUAACUUUGAUGAAAUUACCGACAACAUGAUGGGUGAUGCUUCUGCACCUACAGCCUCCAUAGAAGCCUUGAUUGCGGAUCGUAAAUUGGAAUCCAAAUUUGUGUUUGAUAAAGAAGUGGAAGACGAUACCAUACCGGACUUUGUCGACUUUGCUGCACCCUCCACCAACUCCGAACCGGCUGCGCCUGGGAGUAAAGCUGAACGACGGGAACAACGAAAGGCAGCGGCCAUCGCCAGGCUAGAGGCAGAGCAGCAAGCAACUAAGUUUGAAAUCCCUUUCAUUCAGGACGAAAAAGGAAACAUCAGCGGUCUCAAGAUCCUUGAAGCUGGAGCAUGGGCUGGCAUUUUCUUGUUGGUAGGUUGGGAAGUCUACAUCAACUCGCCAUUCUUCGACCGUGCUGCACCAAUGGCUCCCGUUGUGUUUGAAGGAGAUGGGAGACAAAUUUGA
This is a messenger RNA of Cylindrotheca closterium, 747 nucleotides long. The record is from the annotation of a GenBank genome assembly. NCBI's taxonomy places the organism in Eukaryota, Bacillariophyta, Bacillariophyceae, Bacillariales, Bacillariaceae.